CAGAGGGUCUCUUUAUCUCUCUCUCCAGCGAGUUCAGCCAAUCAUGCAGUCAGUAAAGUCAGUUUCUCUGCACGGACCCGCCCGCUACACACACACACACACACACACACUCCUGCCGCUUCACGCACACUUCUGCGCUCCUGCUUUCUGGAUGUCCACUUAUAAAGACUUUCACAUGAUGGAUAAAUAUUCAUCCUCGAGGACUUGUGAGUGUGAUCUGAUGCUUCAGUGAUGUUUUCCUGAGGACAGAGAGUAUGUGUUCUUCGGGAUGGGGGCGAACAAUGGAAAACAGUGUGAAAGUGAAGGCAAAGGCAGCUCCAGUAUAUCGUCUGACGUGAGCUCCAGCACUGAACACACACCCAGCAAAUCUCACAAGAAUGCGGCGACCAGUGAAGAUUCAGACCAGAGCAUGAGGACUCCCAGUCCGGCCCUCAUCCUGAACCCAAACCCUCCUCAAACCGUCCCCAACGGCCGUGAAUCCUCUCUGGGGGAAACAGUGGCAUUAAUUCACCCUCCUCCAGCCACUCGCUCAAAGUCUACAAAACCCCCUCACACUGCCUUAAUCGACAUCCUUCCCGAUCCUGUUUUACUGCACAUCCUCUCGUACCUGUCCACUCCUCACCUGUGCCUCUGCGCUCGAGUUUGCCGCCGCUGGUAUAACCUAUCCUGGGACCCGCGGCUGUGGAGUACCAUUCGCCUAAAUGGAGAACUGCUAAAUGCUGAUCGGGCGCUAAAAGUGCUCACUCAUCGGUUGUGUCAGGAUACUCCCAACGUGUGUCUGACCCUGGAGACGGUGGUGGCCAGCGGCUGCCGGAGACUCUCCGAUCGUGGGCUGCGAGUGAUCGCCCGCUGCUGUCCGGAGCUGAGGUGUUUGGAGGUGGCAGGCUGCUAUAAUGUGUCCAAUGACGCGGUGUUUGAUGUGGUCUCCAAGUGUCCCAAUCUGGAACAUUUAGAUGUAUCAGGCUGUCCUAAAGUGACGUGUAUCAGCCUGACGGAGGAGGGAUCUGUGCAACACACACCUCUACACGGACAACAGAUCGGUCUGCGAUACCUGAACAUGACGGAUUGCGUUUCACUGGAGGACAAAGGCUUGAAGACCAUUGCAAUUCACUGUCCGCGUCUCACACAUUUAUACCUGCGCCGCUGCAUCCGGAUAACAGACGAAUCCCUGCGCCAGCUAGCACUGCAUUGCACAGCCUUACGCGAGCUCAGCCUUAGCGACUGCCAUCUAGUGGGAGACUUUGGUUUGCGUGAAGUCGCUCGUCUGGAAGGCCGUCUACGCUAUUUAAGUGUAGCACAUUGCAUGCGGAUAACAGAUGUCGGACUGCGUUAUGUAGCACGCUACUGUCCGCGGCUACGCUAUCUGAAUGCACGGGGGUGUGAAGGACUGACAGAUCAGGGUUUGAGUUAUUUAGCUCGAAACUGCCCUCGAUUGCGGUCCAUUGACGUAGGACGCUGCCCGCUGGUGUCGGACGCUGGACUGGAAGUGUUAGCACACUGUUGUAAAAUGCUCAGAAGGCUGAGUUUGAGGGGAUGCGAGAGCUUGACGGGACGAGGAUUGAUGGCACUAGCAGAAGGAUGUCCUGAACUGCAGUUAUUAAACGUACAAGAGUGUGACGUGCCGCCUGAAGCACUUCGACUUGUUAGACAGCACUGCAGACGCUGUGUGAUUGAACACACCAUUCCUGCUUUCUACUGAGAGGGGGAAUAAUCCUCUGAAAACUGAUGUGCAUAUUUGAUACUUUCCUAUAUACGACUGCAACAUGUCAGAUAUGUCUCAAAACCAGGCAAGGGCCGGUAUACAAUUCUGAUGGCAUCAUAACCUUGGAUAAAAAUAUCACGGUCUCACUACAUUUUUUCACUCAUUGAACACAGUACAUUUUAUUUUAAGAAACAUUUAUAAUAUUUUGGAGCAGUAAACAUGUCAGGCUGAAUAACUCAAAUAAAUCAAUGACUUCUAAUGUCUUCAUUAGCUUCAAAAAUGCUGAUUACUUUACAUCACAGGUCUGAAACUCAAUUCCUGGAGGGCCGCAGCUCUGCACAAUUUUGCUCAAACCCUAAUCAAACACCGCUGAUGCAACUAGUCAAGGUGUUCACGACUCUUUUGAACACUUGAUUAUUUGGAUUGAUUCAUCACUUCCAUAUUUGUACUGUUCAUUAACAAGACGACAGCGCCAAAUACUGGCCUGGUAUAUGUAAUACAGUUUUUCCCAUUUACAUAGAUAUGUGUAUAAACGUGGAUCAUAUUGAAAAUGUCAUGAAUAUCUGAAGGUUUUUUAAAACAAAAGGGAAAAACUUCUCUGUUUUUAGCUAUAUUGCUCACGUAAACAUAGCAUCAGACCUCCCUAGCCUACUGUAGUAGGUUGACCAGCUGUCUACAAUUACCACUACAAUUCGGAGGCAAAUCCUGCGCCAUCUUUCUGUGGUUUAACUCUAACGCCCCAUUCACACGGGGCAUCAGCGUCAACGCUUCCCAUUCACUGUGAAUGGCUGACGUCAGGCGUUGUCGAACUGCAUUGUGGGUCUGUCUGCGCUGCUUCAGAUGCAUUGCUCGCUGCAGAAGUUGGGACUUGCUCAACUUUUCAAGUGCAGACGGAAGCAUCAGCCAAUCAGAUCGCUGUAUGCAAAUACACCAGCUAGACAGUGGCCUAUUGCUGACUAAUUUCAUUGGCUGACGCUGCUAUGACGAUUGCUUCAGCCCCAACUUCAAACACCCCUUCAGUUAAGCGUUGAUGCUGAAGCCCUGUGUGAAUGGGGUGUCACAUACCAGCCCCAAAUUUUUCAAAUCCCAAAAGCAUUGAUUAAAAUUUUCAGAUGAGUUUAAUUUGGGUUGGAGCUAAACUGUGAAAGGUGUACAAUUCUGCUUAACUCUUGCUCUUCAGGACGAUACAAUUUCCAGUUUCUUAAGGUUUUGAGACACAUCGCGGCACAAUGUUGCUUCUUGCAGAGCUGUACCAUGUUCUUGCUUAUUAAAGAACUAUGUGAUGCAUAUAAGCAUACUAUUUAUCACCUGAAAGCAAUGCAUUAUUGUCACAGUUCAUUGCUGGUGUUUUUCUUUGUUCGUUUAGGUUAGCUAAAGAGCCAGCCUCCAUUUCUAAUAAUGGUCAGGUUUAAGGUUAAACGUUUGAGGGAUAUACUAAUUGUGUUUUCCCCACAGGUUUAAAGCAAGAGGUGGUGGAUUUGAUGAUAUAUAUUUUCCUUUAUUAUAUAUGAAAUUGUCCUAGCCUAUUGUUUUCCCAUUGUUUUCUUAAGAAAGCCAAAAUUGAAUUCAAGAGACCAACCUGGUUCAAUAAAACUAGGAGUAUAUGGGCAUUUGCACUUUAAAGGGCAUUAAUGACAAUCACAGAAUGACAACUCAAAGAUCUAAAAGUCUUUUAUUGGAUAUCCCACAUCACAGAUUUAGUAUUUUUUAGUAUGUGAAAGCAAUAUCUUGCUGCUAAAAACAUUAAAUAAAGGGCUACUCAUUUAAACUUUCUCUUUCGUUUGUUGUAUUGGAGAGCUUAAUCAAGGUGAGUUGCUCAGACAGACAAAAACGGAAAGCAUCUUUGGUCAAUGUAGUUAUUGAAAGUGAUCAGAAGCCACGUUCUGAAAUCCUGCUAUCGAUGUGAUUAUUGAAUGAUCACCUUGCAUUAUAUCUCUGCUGAAACAAUAUACUGUCAAAGACUUUACACAAGACGUGUCACUCGUAUAGUUUUGAAUGGGGUAAAGUGUAACGGUCAAUAUGGUGAAUUAAGCCCCGCCUACUAGUACAGGAGCCAAUCAUCGAUCGCUAUAGACUGAUGUUUCUCUGGGGGAGAAGCUCGGAGCAGACGUGUGCUUUUACGACAGUUUGGUGGUCAACAAACACACUGAUAUCUCAGCGAAUACUUGCUUCACAGAUGUAAGAAGUAUAUAUAUCGCAUAUGAUCACAUUUCUUUUGAGUGUGCAUGCGCAUUAGCUCGGGAAACAUGAAAAUAUGCCGAUUUUGUUUGAUUCGGAUGUUUAUAAACAAAACUUAUAAGACAGUUGUUGUUUAAUUUUAUUGGUGGCUCCAAAUAUGUAACUUAAUGGCAAGCUUGGCUAACAGUUUUGGAGAUGUUUGAUGUUUGGCCAUUCAGACAGAAUGCCCGAGAGGUGUUUUAAAGAUGGCCACCGAGUGAAAUGUCGGCCUUAACGGGACUUUGAUAUUGUGCAGCCCUAAUGAAUACCAUAGUAACUUACCAGAGUUGUGUAGCCAAGCAGAAGCUACUGGGUCAAUAUGCAAAAAUUAAAACAUUGUACGGCCCCCAAACCCUUAAUUCCAUUGAAGGGACGUUCACAAACAUUCACAGUUGUGUAUCAAAACCAGAAAGGAACUUUAAAAACAGGCCCAGCCUGUGACUGAGGUACAGUUUUAAUUGCACACAUACUGACUUUCUCCUUAAUAAUAUCAUUUCAGAAAUGUACUACUGCAAAUUCUGGAUAGUGAAAUCGUGUAAAGAGGUAAAGUUGGUUUUAUUUUCGCACAUUCAUGAAUUU
This is a messenger RNA of Danio rerio (zebrafish), 4498 nucleotides long. The record is from RefSeq and is a predicted model, not a curated record. NCBI's taxonomy places the organism in Eukaryota, Metazoa, Chordata, Actinopteri, Cypriniformes, Danionidae.